CCACGCUAUAUCCACGAAUAAGCAUCUGCUUACUUUGAAACUUGCUACUUUACAACUCCUCUCUGCGAGAGUUACUUGGUGACAUUGUCAUACUACCCUUUCAUGACAUUACUUUUCGAACAAAUCCUGACAAACCAUGAGCUACGUCACGAACGCCACCAACUGGUUGUCUGAUUCCAUUACUUCCCAGUCCAAAAGCCUCAUCGCUGCUUUCUACGAGCUCGCGGAUUCCAAACAUGAGGACGCAGGAGAUCGACUGGCCACCGAGGUAUUCUCGAAUGAAGCAACCUUCAUCAGUCCUAGCGGGACUUUCAAUGGGGCUGCAGUGACGUUAAGAAAGCACUGUAUCUCGAAAGGGUUUGCGGCAACACAGAGCACAGUUACGAGCAGUAAGACUGAACUGGUCUUGCUUGGGUCGGUCCACAUGGAGUUUGUGAAUGGGAAGAGCCUCGACUCGCCGUUUGCCGUUCACAUUAUCAUUGGCUCCUCAACCCAGGCCCUAGCCUCGCCUCGUAUCAACUAUAUGGAGGUCUUUUCUGACAAAUCGCAACUAGCGGUGAUUCUGGGUACAAAAUAGAUAUUACUGAGGUUAUUAGGAAGAAAAGAGGCGGGAUGUCACCAGUUUCGAUACCUUUGUAUUAUAUAAUGGCCAGAAGCUAACAUUCCUGUAUUCACAACUGGGCGGAGCUUAUCCUGGUCAGAAUGACUGGGAUCUGGAUGCAAAAGGGAAC
Messenger RNA from Colletotrichum acutatum, 731 nucleotides. RefSeq lists its product as uncharacterized. Bases 137 to 577 code for a protein of 146 amino acids. The transcript has 3 exons. The record is from RefSeq and is a predicted model, not a curated record. NCBI's taxonomy places the organism in Eukaryota, Fungi, Ascomycota, Sordariomycetes, Glomerellales, Glomerellaceae.